Enhydra lutris kenyoni (northern sea otter) is the source of this 1055-nucleotide messenger RNA. RefSeq names its product RH-like protein. The coding region runs from base 1 to 906 and encodes 301 amino acids. Gene Ontology annotation, molecular function: ammonium channel activity. Gene Ontology annotation, cellular component: plasma membrane. The record is from RefSeq and is a predicted model, not a curated record. Gene Ontology annotation, biological process: ammonium transmembrane transport; ammonium homeostasis. Lineage: Eukaryota; Metazoa; Chordata; Mammalia; Carnivora; Mustelidae. The transcript has 4 exons.
AUGUCGUGGAAACAGAAUCUCCCGGCACGCUACCGGGGACACCAAGCCGAGAAAUCUGGCAUUAGAGUCACCCACGGAGCAAGUGGUUUUCAAAGUGUGGUCUCCAGACCAGCAGCUUUAGCCUCCCGCAGAACUUACAGCACAGCAAUAACUCACUUUUAUCAUGACAUCUUGAAAUAUCUUCUGAUCGGGUGUGUUUUACUUGAUGGUUAUAAGGCGAAUUUCAAAGGACUAAAGGUGACUCAGACAGAAAAGAGGUCCAGUUUGUUUACCAUGCUGGGAACCCUCUUCUUGUGGAUAUUCUGGCCGAGUUUCAACUCUGCUCUGUUGGAUUCUCCAAUAGAAAGGAAGAAUGCCGUGUUCAGCACCUACUAUGCUCUCGCGGCCAGCACGGUGACAGCCAUCUCUGUGUCAGUCUUGGCUCACUCCCAAAGGAAGAUCAACAUGACUCAUAUCCACAAUGCGGUACUGGCUGGAGGCGUGGCUGUGGGCGCCUCAUGUCAUCUGAUCGCUUCGCCUUGGCUUGCCAUGGUGCUGGGCUUUAUGGCUGGACUGAUCUCCAUCGGGGGAGCCCUGUGCCUGCCGGGAUAUUUUAACCAGGUGCUGGGGACCCACGACACCUGUGGCGUGCACUACACCUUUGGCCUGCCAGGUCUGCUCGGCGGGAUCACCUACAUUCUGCUGAUCAUCUAUGAGGUCAACUGGACCACGAAGUCCAUUUCUAGGAUCGACAUCCAGUUGUUCUUUGGCGCUGGGACACUCAGCUUGGCCAUGGCUUCAGGUCUGAUAGCUGGGGUUUUGACAGGUUUGGUCUUAAGCCUCAAAAUAUUUAAGGCACCUCCUGCGGCCAAACAUUUUGAUGACCAGGCUUUCUGGGAGUUUCCUCAUUUGGCUACUGGAUUUUAAGCAAAACCAUCCAACAAAAACAAGGCCUGUCUGAAAAUGAGACAACUUCUUUUCACUGUUGCCUCCCCUUUUUUGUGGAUGACACUCAUUACAGCCAAGUCUCCUUAUAUACAAUGAAACAAGGUCAAAGAGAUGAAUUUGAUAUUAAA